GUCAAAGUUCAGGAGGCGUCCCUCUUCGUCGUAAAAUAAUAAAUAAAUAAAGAACAAUAUUUUGAUACACGACUGUUGUUUUUAGAGAACAAGUAUUUGGCGCAUAUUGUAAAAAAGUGAAUAAUUCAUUCAGGCAAAACAAUGGCGAAUUCACAAUUCGCCCUUACAUCAAAACUGCACGAAAAGAAUAUCUGUACUGGUUUAAGUAAUUUGCAACAAGUGAGGGGCCAAACGAGCAUGCGGCUCACCUGAUGGUAAGUGACUACCGCCGCCCAUGAACAACUGCAACACCAGGGGAAUCACAGAUGCGUUGCCGGCCUUUUAAAAAGGAGUACGCUCUUUUCUUGAAGGUGCCUAAGUCGUAUCGGUCCGGAAAAAUCGCUGAUGGUAAUCGAUUCCACAAGGAGGUCGUGCGAGGAAGAAAACAUCUUCUUAAUCGCACAGUGGUGGACCGCCAAUCAUCCAGAUGGUGUGGAUGGUAUCGGGAGUUCUGCCGCGAUGUGCGUUCGUGAAAUUUGGCGGCUGGGAUUAAUCCGAACAAUUCCUCAGAGCACUCCCCAUGGUAGAUGCGAAAGAAAAUGCAAAGGGAUGCAACAUCUCUUCGCAGUGCCAAUGAAUCGAGCCGAUCGGAAAGGGCUCGGUCGUCGACAAUUCGAGCCGCUCUGCGUUGGAUGCGGUCAAGUGGAAGGAGCUGGCACUGGGGAGCCCCUGCCCAGAGAUGGGAACAGUAUUCCAUGUGAGGCCGAACUUGCGCCUUGUAAAAUAGCAGGCGGUGUGCCGGCAUGAAAUACUGUCCCGCUCUGCUGAGCACGCCAAGCUUUUUAGAGGCCAAUUUGGCCUUCCCUUCCAAGUGACCACGAAACUGCACAUCACUCGAUAUGUCGACUCCGAGGAUACCGAUACUGGCUGAGACAAGAAGGGGAGUGCCUUGAAACUGAGGAGAUACGACAAAGGGGUUCUUUUUAGCGGUAAACGCGCAAACUUGUGUCUUCUGAGGAUUAAAUUGGACUAGAUUUAGUUGCCCCCAAUCCGAGACUUUGUUCAGCAAAGACUCGACUUCAGACACAAGUUUGUUCCGGUACUCAGCGACGUUUUCCCGAGAGUUACAAGUUACAGCCUAUAUAUACAUCCCACUGCUGGGUACAGGUCUCCUCUCAUUUCUGAGAGGGCUUUAGGGCAAGGAAAUGUCUGCCGCGAUGCCCCAAUGCAUGUUGGCAAACUUCACAGGUCUACGAAUUUAUAUUAUAGUGUAGGACUUUGCAUAAUCCCAUACCUUAUUAAUUAACCAUAUUAAGUAAACUUAUAAAUUCAGCCACAGAGAAUUUUUUUUUUUAUAGGAGAGGGGAAAAACAAGCAUACGGCUCACCUGAUGGUAAGUGACUACAGCCGCCCAUGAAACAACAAAAAAAAAAAAGACUACAAAGAUUGUUAAAAAUUUGUUAUAUAAAUAUAUAAAAAUCUGCUUUUAGAAUGGAGAAUUUGUGGACAUGACUCUAGCAGCAGAUGGUCACCAUGUAAAAGUGCAUCAAGUAAUACUAGCACUAGCUAGUCCAUAUAUCAAAGAUCUAAUCUCUUCAGUGCAAUGUCAACAUCCAGUUAUAUUUCUUAAUAAAAUAUCAUACACAACACUUGCUGCUAUGCUAGAGUACAUUUACACAGGUGAAGUUUUGGUUACAGUUGAUAAUUUAAGAGAACUGGUUGAAGCAGGUAAAGAACUUCACAUAAAAGGCUUGGAGGAUAUGGUAUGUACAGUUUCAAUAUAUAUAUAUAUGUCGCAGCCAUAUAGCUUACUUAGCCUUUCAGUUAAAAGUCUAGUCUCUUCACUAAACGGCGCCGUUCAUCGAGCGGCCUGAAAGAUAUUCAGCAAAUGAGUAUAAUACAACAUUACUUAUGUCUUGUAAUAUCAGCGACAGUAGGUCAAGUUGUGGCUGAGGUGGUCCUUGGGCCACCCUAACGCCGCGUACAUUUAUAUAAUAGUACAUAGCACAUAAUUAGGCACAGACCAGCAAAUGUCUCAUUGUAUGAAAUUAAUGGGGUGACCUUGCCAUGUAAUAUCUUGGCUGUUAACUGAAAAGCUAAUUAAGCUAGAUGGCUGCGACAUAUACAUGAUAUCGACAACAAUACACAACAGCAACAGCUGACUUCAAAGAAUGAAGAAGAAUAAAAUACUUGCACAUGUGAAGUAUAGGGCUUUAUAUCUUCUUUACCCAAAGUCCUUAAAAGGCGGCUUUUACUUUUUAUUGAAAGUUUAUUAUUUUGAAGACAGUGUAUUAAACCCCAUCAACCUUUGCCUUGUAAAAAAUUAUGUAAGUACAUAAAUCUUCAGUGGCUAAACUACUGUUUGUAUUUGAUUACUUUUCAUAAUGAUUUCUUAUAUUUACGCGAACACUACACAUUGAAUAAAACUAUUUUUAUGUAAUACUACAUAAGAGUUGCUGGUAUGGUUGCCCGGGCUUCGCACGGGUGAUUUAUGUAUCUGGACAACAGUACCACCUACUGGGUCCAAUUGAAAUUUGUUUAAACCAGUUAGGGACCCAGUCAAACCUACACUAAAAAUUUCAUCAAAAUUAGUCCUGCCGUUUUCGAGUUUUUGCGAGACUAACGGACAGCAAUUGAUGUUUAUACAAAUUACUGUUUGAACUGUAUUUUGCAAUUACCAGCCAAAUUUGCAGAGAAGGUUCAGAAUAAGUAAUGUAGGCAAAUGGUGAAUAAAAAUUAAUAAAAAAAUCUCAAACUUUCUGUAAUUUUUAUCUUUUAAAUUCAAAUGGUAAUUCAUUAUUUUAACUGAUUUUACUUCGCACGCACACAUUCGUAAACCCUUACGGUCAGAAAAGUACUUUGUUGCGCAUCUUCCUGCGCCCGUUCUACCGUUACACCGAAAGUCCUAUGUAUGCUCGACCGGCCGACAGCUGACAGUGUGGACCGUGACCUCAUUACGUACGUUUCGUUGCCAAUGUCGUAACGAAAAUAUUCGAACCGCGGAUACUAUGAAACUGUAAACUGGUGAUUAUACAUGUGAAGAAUUACAUUUUAAUCAAUGAAAGUUUUCGUGGUACAUACAAAGAUACUAAAGUGAGUUUUUACCGCGGUGAGAUAUUAGCGUACGUGUCGUACCAAUCGAAUCAAACCAUUCAAGUGCAGUGAGCGAUAAAUAGUGAAUCUACAAACUCGCGUGAACUUUAACCGUGUUUACGUCAAAGAGGUGUCCAAAGUUAUUAAAACCGCAACAGUAAAAUUAUAAUAGUAGUAACUCCGGGCAUCGUACAGUGCAGACGUGUUUUGCUUUUCUAUAAAAUAUUAAUCUUAACUACCAGGCUACAUACAAACGUAUUACCUGUAGCAAUAGUGCUCUAAUCAGUUUAAUCACUGUGACAAUAACUGCGACGGAGCGUGUUUGAAAAAGACAGCCACUACUACGUGAGUCAUUUCAUACCUUACCGUGUUGAUACACAGAUAUAAGAUGAAUAUUCUACGCUCGCCUACAAGAAGUGACAUGAGAGAUACACUUAGCGAUUCACAACUUAAUGAGUCUAAUAUAAUCACUUUUCGUAAUAAAAGAAAAUUACCAGAAGAUAACGACGACAUAACAGUAAUAAAAAAGGAAGUAUGUGAAUUGACUAACAAAAUGUCGCAGAUAAUGUCGAUGCUUACUACAAUUUGCACUAAUCAAAAAGAAUUCAUGGAAAAAAUAUCUUCAGAUGUAGCAGAUUUGAAAAAAGAAAUCAAUGAUAUGAAAUUAACUAUAAACCAUGUUAAUACAGAAAACGAAAUAAUAAAAACUGAUAUUUCAAAUUUAUUAGAG
Parnassius mnemosyne (clouded apollo) is the source of this 3802-nucleotide messenger RNA. Lineage: Eukaryota; Metazoa; Arthropoda; Insecta; Lepidoptera; Papilionidae. The record is from the annotation of a GenBank genome assembly.